AUGCCUCCCCGCCGCUCACCAUCGCCACUUCUAAGUUCACCGUUGCUCAUCAUCCUGUUCCCCAUUAUCAUCUCCAUCAUCCUUUUUUACGCCAUCCCUCAAUUCCUCUCCCUCACCUCUCAACUCCUCCGCCCCACCAUUUCCGUCAAGAAAAGUUGGGACUCCCUCAACGUGCUUCUCGUCAUUUUCGCAAUCCUAUGCGGCGUUUUCGCCAAGCUAAACGACGACGCAUCAUCCUCUGAAGAAGAUCGCAUUCCCGACACUAAUAUUCCGCACCCUUUGGACAACAUUCGUACAAACAGAGCCAACAUAUCGGAAUCGGAAUCAGCUGCAUCCCUACUUCCGCAACAAUGGUUUGGAUAUUCAGAUAGGAGGACGCCUGAAUCCGGCGGCGACCGGUUGAGUAGGAGCAGCAGUUCCUACCCGGAUCUAAGGCCACUCGGGCAGGACUCGGUGUGGGAAACUCGGGAUCACAACAAGUCGCAGUUUCACUUUUUCGACGACUUCGAAAUUGGUGAUUACCGUCGUGUCCCGCCAGUUUCACACCAACGGCGACCCAAGGAGUACUCUGAUGUAAUUAAGGAGAUUCCGGUGGAUACUUUUGUGCUUCACUCUUCUCCUCCGCUGCCAUCCAAGCCUUCGACACCACCACCUCCGCCACCUCCUCCGCCCCGUAAUCCGAAACCGAGAAGGACGUAUCAGACUGUUGGACGGAGAGAUCAAAAGACAGAGAAAGUAGUUAAUAAAAAUGUUAUUAAUGAGGCUGAAGAGUUGGAGAAAGUUCGAACUCCGCCACCGACGCCGCCACGUCCGGUCGCGCCGCCGUCACCAAUUCGGAUUAGAUCAGAGUCGAAGCGUAGAAAGAGCAAUGUGAAGAAGGAGAUAGCGAUGGUUUGGGCUUCGGUUCUGUCUAACCAGAGAAAGAGGAAGAAGCAGCACAAGGUCACCGAGAAGGGGAAUAUUUUUUCACAAGACAGCCACCAUCGCCACCUCCUCCACCGCCACCCAUCGCCACCUCCUCCACCGCCACCUCCGCCGCCGCCACAUUCUGUUUUUCACAAUCUAUUCAAAAAGGGAAUGAGCAAAACUAAGAAAGUUCACUCCGUCUUGACGCCUCCGACUCCGCCACCGCCACCACCGCCACCGCAGCCGGCAUUGCGAAAACACAAGAGUUGGAAUACUAGUUUCCCGCUGGCACCACCAACUCCGCCGAAACAACCGCCUCCGGCUACUUCCCGGCCGCGACACUCCCCCUCCAGUGGCCGGCCGCCGUUGCCAACAAAGGCGAACAGUUAUUUAUACGAUGGGAAAGUGAAUAGCGGCUGCCAGAGUCCGUUAAUUCCGGUGGCGCCUGCGCCACCUCCAUCGUUUAAAACGCCAGAGCUGAAGUUUUUUGUGCGCGGGGAUUUUGUUAAGAUACAAAGCGCGCAGAGCUCGCGCUGUGGAUCUCCUGAACUGGAGGACGUUGACGACGUUUAUGCAUCUCCACGUAAGGAAGAAGACAAGAAGUCAAAGUCCGAAGUACAGAGUAAAGUCAACGCGAUGGACGGCGGCAGCGGAUCCUCCGUGUUCUGCCCUAGCCCAGAUGUUAAUACGAAAGCUGAUAACUUCAUUGCUAGGCUGAAAGAUGAGUGGAGGCUUGAGAAGAUGAACUCAAUGAGGCAGAAAAUGAAGAUGCCCUAA
Pyrus x bretschneideri (Chinese white pear) is the source of this 1683-nucleotide messenger RNA. RefSeq names its product ras-associated and pleckstrin homology domains-containing protein 1-like. The coding region runs from base 1 to 1683 and encodes 560 amino acids. The record is from RefSeq and is a predicted model, not a curated record. NCBI's taxonomy places the organism in Eukaryota, Viridiplantae, Streptophyta, Magnoliopsida, Rosales, Rosaceae. The transcript is spliced from 2 exons.